GAGAGUAAAAGAGAGAGAGAGAGAGAGAGUGAGUAAGAGAGAGAGAUCCAACACCCUGAAGUUCUAGGAGCUAAAAGUAAAGUAAAGAAGGCAGCUGGAGUUUUUUGCUUGUGCAGGAGGAAGCAUCUGCUCGCCAUGCCGGUGUUCCACACCAAGACCAUAGAGAGCAUCCUGGAGCCCGUGGCCCAGCAGAUCUCUCACCUGGUCAUCAUGCACGAGGAGGGCGAGGUGGACGGGAAGGCGAUCCCGGAUCUGUGCGCUCCGGUGGCGGCUGUGCAGGCUGCAGUCAGUAACCUGGUCCGGGUCGGGAAGGAGACGGUGCAGACUACGGAGGAUGCCAUCAUGAAAAGAGACAUGCCUCCUGCAUUCAUAAAAGUGGAGAACGCGUGCACUAAGCUGGUCCAGGCGGCUCAGAUGCUGAAGGCCGACCCGUACUCUGUCCCGGCGCGGGAUUAUCUCAUCGAUGGCUCACGCGGCAUUUUAUCAGGAACCUCAGACCUGCUGCUCACCUUCGACGAGGCUGAGGUGCGUAAAAUCAUCCGUGUGUGUAAAGGCAUUCUGGAGUAUCUGACCGUCGCUGAAGUGGUGGAGAGCAUGGAGGAUCUGAUCACGUACACCAAGAACCUGGGACCAGGAAUGACGAAGAUGGCCAAGAUGAUUGACGAGCGACAGCAGGAGCUGACUCAUCAGGAGCACCGCGUCAUGCUCGUUAACUCCAUGAACACGGUGAAGGAGCUGCUGCCUGUCCUCAUCUCAGGAAUAAAGAUCUUUGUGACGACGAAGACGGCUCAGAGCGCAGGGAUAGAUGAGGCGGUGAAGAACAGGAACUUCACUGUGGAGAAGAUGAGCGCUGAGAUCAACGAGAUCAUCCGAGUGCUCCAGCUCACGUCCUGGGAUGAAGACGCCUGGGCCAGCAAGAAGGACACUGAGACGAUGAAGCGAGCUCUGGCUCUCAUCGACUCUAAAAUGGCCCAGGCAAAGAACUGGCUCAAGGACCCCAAUGCACAGCCUGGAGACGCUGGGGAACAGGCCGUCAGGCAGAUCCUGGAUGAAGCAGGGAAAGUGGGUGAACUGUGUGUGGGUAAUGAGAGGAAAGAGAUUCUGGACACAGCCAAAACCCUCGGACACCUGACUGACCAGGUGGCAGAUCUGCGCUCCAGGGGUUCCGGUACUAGUCCUGUAGCCAUUCAGAAAGCGCAGCAGGUUGCUCAGGGGCUGGAUGUGCUGUCUGGGAAAGUAGCGAACGCAGCAGAUAAACUGGAGGCCAUGACCAACGCCAAACACACACUCGCCAAGAAAGCAGAGGCAGCACAGGGCUGGCUAGCUGACCCCGCCUCCGGCCCUGAGGGGGAGGAGCAUGUGAAAGCCGUUCUCGCCGAGGCUCAGAACAUCGCAGCUCUGUGUGAGGAUCCGCGUGAAUAUGACGACAUUUUGCGCAAUGUGAACGAAAUCGCCGCUCUCACCAGCAAACUCUCACAACUUCGCAAAGCGGGUAAAGGCGAUACCCCCGAGGCUCGUGCCCUGGCUAAGCAGAUCUCCACAGCUCUGCAGAACCUGCAGUCUAAAACGAACCGCGCCGUAGCGAACACUCGGCCGGCCAAAGCAGCCGUUCACCUGGAGGGAAAGAUGGAGCAGGCGCAGCGCUGGAUAGACAAUCCCACCAUGGAGGAUGGAGGAGUGGGUCAAGCUGCGAUUCGUGGGCUGGUUGCCGAGGGGCGUCGCCUUGCCAACGUGUUACCUGGCUCCCAGAGGGCGGAGCUUAUGGGAAAGUGCGAGCAGGUGGAGCAGCUGAUGGGACAACUGGCUGAACUGAGCGCUCGUGGACAAGCUGAUACACCGCAAGCACAAGCACUCGCUCAGCAGCUCCAGCACGCACUGAAGGAUCUUAAAGGUAAAAUGCAGGAGGCCAUGACACAGGAAGUGUCCGACAUCUUCAGCGACACCACGACGCCAAUAAAGCUGCUGGCCGUGGCUGCGACCGCUCCACAGGGCACUCCCAACCGCGAGGAGGUGUUUGAGGAGCGAGCGGCGGGUUUCGAGACUCACGCCGCGAGGUUGGGGGCGACAGCAGAGAAAGCAGCUGCAGUGGGAACGGCCAAUCGCAGCACGGUGGAGGGAAUCCAUGCUGCCGUCAAGUCCGCCAGGGACCUCACGCCCCAGGUGGUUUCUGCUGCUCGCAUCAUGCUGAAGAACCCCGGGAACCAGGCUGCUCACGAGCACUUCGAGACCAUGAAGAACCAGUGGAUCGACAACGUUGAGAAAAUGACCACUCUGGUGGAUGAAGCAAUAGACACUAAGUCUCUGUUAGACGCAUCAGAGGAGGCCAUUAAACACGACCUGGAGAAGUGUCACGUAGCCAUGACCAAUCACCAGCCUCAGAUGCUGGUUGCCGGGGCGACGAGCAUAGCGCGCAGGGCCAAUCGCAUCGUGCUGGUGGCGAAGCGGGAAGUGGAAAACUCUGAGGAGCCCAAGUUCAGAGAGACGCUGCGGGAGGCGGCCAACGAGCUCAGCGCUUCUAUAUCACCCAUGGUGAUGGGGGCCAAGAGUGUGGCCAACAACAUACAGGACCCGACUCUACAGAAAGGCUUUAUGGACUCGGGUUACAGGAUUUUGGCGUCAGUAGCUAAAGUGCGUGAAGCGUUUCAGCCUCAGGAGCCUGAGUUCCCUCCUCCUCCUCCUCCAGACCUCCAGCAGCUCAGCAUUAAUGAUGAGGGCGCCCCCCCGAAGCCCCCCCUGCCUGAGGGUGAAGUCCCGCCCCCACGGCCGCCGCCUCCUGAGGAGAAAGAUGAGGAGUUUCCUGAGCAGAGAGCCGGAGAGAUGGUCAGCGAGCCCAUGAUGGUGGCGGCGCGGCAGCUCCACGACGAGGCGCGCAAGUGGUCCAGCAAGGGUAAUGACAUCAUCGGCGCGGCGAAGCGCAUGGCCCUGCUGAUGGCGGAAAUGUCUCGGCUGGUGCGAGGGGGCAGCGGAAACAAGCGCGCUCUCAUCCAGUGUGCUAAAGACAUCGCCAAGGCUUCGGACGAGGUGACACGGCUCGCUAAGGAAGUGGCUAAGCAGUGCACGGAUAAACGCAUCCGAACCAACCUGCUGCAGGUGUGUGAGCGCAUCCCGACCAUCAGCACCCAGCUGAAGAUUCUCUCCACGGUGAAGGCCACCAUGUUGGGACGUACCAACAUCAGCGAGGAGGAGUCUGAGCAGGCGACGGAGAUGUUGGUCCACAACGCUCAGAAUCUGAUGCAGUCGGUGAAGGAGACGGUGCGCGAGGCCGAGGCAGCGUCCAUCAAGAUCCGCACGGACGCCGGCUUCACGCUGCGCUGGGUCCGAAAGACCCCCUGGUACCAGUGAGGAGGAGGAAACACACACACACACACACACACACACUCACACACACUCACACACACACUCAGUCCCCCUCAGGUCCAAACCCAUCUGAUGAGCGACGGUUCCUCUUUCACUUCCUUUUCUAUCAUUUGUAAUAAAAUUGCAGUUUUUCACUGAGAUCUCGACUGUAUGUUUUUAUAUUUAAAUCAUUUAACGCUGAUUUUUUUCUUACUUUUUUCAAUGAUGGACCUGUUAUUGAAUUUUCUAAUGUGUCUGAAUGUUGUGAAGAUCAUCAGGAUGUUUUUUUUGUCAAGUUUGUGCCAAAAAACACAAAACAUGUGCUGAUAUAAACAUCCAUAAAAGCGUUAUUACGAUGAUUUAAUUACGUUUUCUUACGAUAUUAUCGCAAUAUUGAAUUUAAAAAGCACUACGUUUACUAGGAGCUUGGCAGCGUCUCUCCCUUUUUUUUUUUUUUUUUUUUUUUUUUUAAACUAUAUUUAAAGUUGCAGUUUGUAACAUUUAAACAUUUAUUCAAAGUAAAAUAAUUCAAUCUUUCAAAGAUAUUGAGAUAAAACUUUUUUUUUCCACGCAGUGAAUCUCUGAAAAGCUAGCUUUUUCAUUUCAGGCUUCUGUUUACAUUUUUUCUUCGUUUCUAGCUCCGCCCCCAGCUGAAACGAAUCUGCUUAGCUCCGCCCACUUUUCCUCGAAACAUUACAAAGACUGUACUUUUAAACGUUGCUUUAAGAGUCGUCGUGUUGUUUUUCAACUUACGAUGCCGCUGCAAAUUUGUCCUGAGAAAUAUAUUUCCAGAAAGAAUCGAGCAACGAUAUUAUUCGAUGUUAUCGUUCAUGAUGAUAUAAUAUUGUGUUAGUUAUUGAAAUAUAUUGUAUUAUUGGUUUAAUAUCGUUAUAUAAUAUAUUGCAAAUAUAAAAAACACACACAAUAUCAUGAAUGUUCUCAGUAAGGGAUAAGAUUUUAAUGUCUGUGUCCCAAACCGAUUAUUAAAAUAGCAAACUAGUGUGUCUACAUGGCUGUGUCCCAAAAUGCAUACUACUUACUUACUGUAACUAUGGUAACCGUAGUGUGUGUGUGUGUGUGUGUGUGUGUGUGUGUGUUCAGUUAUGAUACUAUCUAGUAGGUUAGUAUGUGGUAUUUGGGACGCAGCCAAAUUGUUUUUUUUUUUUAGAAAGCUAAUUAAAAGUAUUAAAUAUGUUACUAAUAUUUACAUUUUCACAUCACUGUAAUUUUUUCCAUUUAAAAAUUUAUUACGUUUAAUGUUAUGGAAUUUCACAGAGCGCAACAGAUCGUAGUUAAAUAUCGUGAUGUAUCGUACGGCUGAUUAUCGACACGUGCCUGAGGUUAGUUAGACGUCGGAAUAUUUCGCGCUGAUUUAUGGAAUUAUGGGAACAGAGCGACGGGGAUUUUAUCUCCUGUGCAAAAGUGGCAUUUUAUUUGUUUUCUUUGGAUUGUUAUUUUUUUUAUUCUUAUAUUUGAGGUAUUAUUUUUAAACUAAACGGCUUUAAUCGUAACUCUAAUAAGCCUUUGGCUUGGUGCUUUAAUAGAGUAUUUAACACACACACACACACACACACACGCGCUGUUGAUCCUCCUACACGCUCACUGAGCUGAACACACUAAUGAACACACUCGUGUGUGUGUGUGAGAGAGUUUAUAAAGAGUCUAUGCAUUUCUCUUUAUGGUGAUGUUUCUGUUUGUUCUGUCGUUUUUCUGAUUAUGAACAGUGUGAAUGUAAAUAAGAUCAGUGUGUGAUGUACCGCUCGCUCACGUGCCUUAUAUUAAACCAACACAACACUUCUCAACA
Pangasianodon hypophthalmus (striped catfish) is the source of this 5140-nucleotide messenger RNA. RefSeq names its product vinculin b (gene vclb). Gene Ontology annotation, cellular component: actin cytoskeleton. NCBI's taxonomy places the organism in Eukaryota, Metazoa, Chordata, Actinopteri, Siluriformes, Pangasiidae. The record is from RefSeq and is a predicted model, not a curated record. The coding region runs from base 136 to 3342 and encodes 1068 amino acids. Gene Ontology annotation, biological process: cell adhesion. The transcript has 21 exons. Gene Ontology annotation, molecular function: actin filament binding; structural molecule activity.